Messenger RNA from Caenorhabditis angaria, 420 nucleotides. The record is from the annotation of a GenBank genome assembly. Lineage: Eukaryota; Metazoa; Nematoda; Chromadorea; Rhabditida; Rhabditidae.
AUGCAAUUCAAAUGUUUGCUUUUCCUGAUCUUCUCCUUGAUUUUCUGCCUUGUGACGUCAGUUCCGAUUAAUGAAUAUCGUGAGUUUUGAAAAAUGUAUCGAAUUAAAAUUUAAUGUUGGCUAUAAUUUAGCGGGGGGAAAGUGGGCGGAGCUAAAUUUUUUUGCAAUUUUGCGGCACAGUUUUUCACAGAGUCUAAAGAAAGCUAGAAGCAAUCCUAUUUAAAAAAAAACCUAUAGUAUUUAGUAUCAAAAUGAAGCCACGCCCCUUUUCUGCAACCCUCGCACACAUUUUUUACAGAUCGAGGAGGUUCUUUGUCCGAAAAACGUCAAGGCAAACAACGUAGCGGUUAUAUUCGAUUCGGAAAACGAUCACACGACCCAAAUGCCGAACUUUUGGACCUCGAUCAACUGCUUUUCUGA